AUGUCAACAGACUCCAUAAUUUUCAUGAACUUCAGCAUGCGUUGCUUUAAAUUUAUUUUCAUCUACUUUAUAACAAUCUACGUGUUAGAGAGUUUAAUUGAACGUACUGACUAG
This is a messenger RNA of Scaptodrosophila lebanonensis, 114 nucleotides long. RefSeq lists its product as uncharacterized. The transcript has a single exon. The record is from RefSeq and is a predicted model, not a curated record. The coding region runs from base 1 to 114 and encodes 37 amino acids. NCBI's taxonomy places the organism in Eukaryota, Metazoa, Arthropoda, Insecta, Diptera, Drosophilidae.